CCAGCUGCUCCAAACUUACUUUGCAGUAGUCACUGGAAAAUUGAGGGAUGACCCAACGAGGAUGCCAAUUCUUCACCGUUGUUUGAGCCAUAUAAUGAAGAAUGCUAAAAUCUUCUGUAAGAAACAUUCCCCAAAAAACUACAGGCUGUCUAUGCAUGUUUUUGGCCUCUUGACAUCUGCAUCUACAUUGAAAGAGAUGGAAGACAUCCUUAUUAGCAUGGCAGUUGUAUUUUCAAGCCCCAAGAGUGGAGAAAAUGUGGAAAAGCAUUUUCUCAACCUUCAGCACAAGAUGCAAAAAAUUGGCAUUUCUGAAAAUAUGACAGAACAAGCAGAGGAGCACUUGAGUACAGAGGAGCUCGACAUGGGAGAAACACCUUUUCAGCGGCACUUCGAAAACAUCAUUGCAGAGGCACCUGUACAUGAUGAGGGGGGGGCAAAUGAAUACCAUUCUACUACAUUCAUGCCCAAUCUGGUCAAGUACUUCCUGCCUCAUGCUCCUCUAUGGUCAGCACUUAUGCUUGGAGAUUUAGGUCGUCAUGGAAAAGGUUGUGCCUAUGAAAAUCUUUCAAAGAAGUUUGAGCGAUGCAGUCACUUGGACACACAGAAUUACACCAAUGACAAUAAAACACAAGGGAUAAUGGAGAAAAGCCAAUGGGACCUAAAGCAUGUGCGCUUACAGAGACGUCGCCUCACAAGACUGGACGAUUUUGUUCAUGUUUAUCAAGCAACCCAUUAUGCCCUGUUAAAAGAGUUUUCAGACUCUAAUCACAAGAAAAAGACUCACAGGGUAGAUGUUGAGCGCUGGAAACAAAGAAGGCAGUCCAAGAAAGGCAUUUAUGUAACACCAUUGCUAAAGGUUUUUCCCUUCAAGAAAGCCCAACAGCAGCCCAGUGUGCCAUCCAAGACAAGUAAACCAAAGGCAGCAAACAAAAAAACAAAUAUUUGCAGACAAAACACUACUGCUGUGGAAGGAUAUGACUCAUUGACCGAAGAAAAGGCACAACCAGAAAAUCUGUUUGAUGACACAAAGGUCAGUGGGAUAGCAUCACCUACCGAACCAAUAAAAACAACCCCAGCAAAAGGCAGAGACGUCAUGACUGUAAUGGAUGCAGAUGACACAUCACAUAAAAAAAACGAAAAACAGAUCCAGUCUGCUGACACUAAAGCAAAAAAGAAGCAAGAAAAAGUAAAGAACCUUGGGCCAUGCUGGCAGGACAAGAACCCAACCGAGAAAUUGCCUACAUUUAGGCUUUGUAGACCACAACAAGCCCCAAAAGGAAGUGCACUGAGUUCCAUCCUUCACCCUCAGCAUUGGCUCACAAGUGAUGAGGUUGAUUUAGCAUCUUACCUUAUGGCCAGGGACUACACAGAAAUUGACGGUUUCCAGUCAACCCUGUUAUUUAGUGCCUUAGAAACAGGAGGAGUUGUGGGAACGCCAACCAGACCGUUUGUUCAAAUUUUACACAUUGGUGGAAGUCACUGGGUGACAGCAAGUAACCUGUUUGCUGGCAAUAAUGAGGUAUUCAUAUACGAUAGCCUCUCUACAGUGUUGAACAGUAGUACAAAACAGGUCUUGUCGUGGUUGUUGAGGCCAAAGGAAGACCAAUUUAUCAUUAAAUGUCCACCUGUACAGCAGCAAUCGAAUAGCAGCAAUUGUGGCCCAUUUGCAAUUGGGUUUGCUUAUGUGCUAUGCUGCAACAUGAGACCUGAGAACUGUCAGUUCCGUGAGGGACGGAUGAGGGACUGCACACCACAAAGAAGUAAUGGUGCAGUGUUCAAAGUGCCAUAG
Molecule: messenger RNA, 1789 nt
Organism: Triplophysa dalaica
Lineage: Eukaryota; Metazoa; Chordata; Actinopteri; Cypriniformes; Nemacheilidae
Exons: 12
Coding region: 62-1789 (575 amino acids)
Biological process (GO): proteolysis
Molecular function (GO): cysteine-type peptidase activity
Source: RefSeq, a predicted model, not a curated record